GUAGAGCAGUCUGGGGGGAAGGGCAUCACCCCAGGGAAGACCAGGAGAGGUCCACUACAGACCCUCUACAACGGAGACCAGGUGACUAGCUUUAGAAUGGCCCCAUUCUAUCAUGCCUUGAGUGCGUGUGAACACUCAAGGUUAUAUAAUGUUUGUUCACCUGAUAUUGAUGUGUAAGUGUUUCCAGAUGUGUCACACACAGGAAACUAAAUUUGACAAAGUAUUGAUCUUGGUGAACCACUUUGACACAUUUUAUUUGGUUAACACAUAUUUGAUUUCUCAAAAAAUAUAAUUUUUGGGUAGCCUUUGGUUUCUGAACUGAAUUAUUGCUGCUGUACAUUAAAUAUUGUUACAUCAUACUACAUACCAACUGCCUUUUUCUUUCACUUUCCUCAGAGGUAAUGGCUCAAGCGUUACUGCAAGGCUGAGUUGAGUUAAUUUGAUUUGACUUAGAAGUUAUGACUCAGGUCCUUAGUGUUUACUAUAAAAACAGUACCCCCUCUUCCUCAGAAAGACAAAGCUCUCUUUUUCAGCUCCAAUAUCUCAAAUCUCAGGAAUCCAGUGUAUGCUGAGUGAUACUGAAUCUCUCUCUCUCUCUUUUUCUCUCUCUCACACAGAGGGCAGUUAGUUUGGUGCUGCUGAUGCAACUAAUCUUAUCUGUUGUGUUCUUUUUCUCUUGGACUCCGGCCACCUGGCAACCCCUCUAUCUUCUGUUCAUUAUUCACAGUGGGCCAGCAACACAAAGCACCAUGCCCCAUCCUUGAUCCUUCUAUUGCUUCCUCAUUUCUCAAAUCAAGCCACCUCUUUUGCUUCUCAUUAUUAUAAUGUUAAACACUUUGUCUCUUGCAUGUGACUAGUGCCACAGCCUGUCUACUGGGAAACACAGUGGAUGGCCUUGAUGUUGCAAUGCCAAUUCCAGUUCAUUUUCUAAUCCGACAAGAUAGAUUAAAAGACUGACAGUUGGACACAAUUGUUUUAGUCAGAGGAUGUGGCUACAUGAAGAUGUUAUCAUUGGAGAUAUUUCCUAUUUCAUCACUAAGUGUUACAUUCUAAAUGUGAGUGUUGAACUUGUACGUCCCCUUUUCUCUCUGUGACUGUAGUUGGAUUUGUCUGCAGUGCAGACGUCUCUGCGUGGUCGGCGAGAGCUGCUGGAGGAGGCGUGUCUCACCCACACCAAGAAGCGGCGGGUGUUGACCCCAGAUGACCUCCGCCACCUCAUCGUGGACGAUAAGCACGGCCUGCUGUACUGCUACGUCCCCAAGGUGGCCUGCACCAACUGGAAACGUGUCUUCAUGGUCCUGACGGGGGACGGACGCUACCGUGAGCCCCUAGCCAUCCCCGCCAACGAGGCCCACGUGGCGGGCAACCUGCGCACACUUUCAGAGUACUCCACCUCUGAGAUCAACCGCCGUCUGCGCAGCUACCUGAAAUUCAUCUUUGUGCGGGAGCCCUUCGAGAGGCUAGUGUCGGCCUACCGCAACAAGUUCACCCGCAGCUACAACACGGCCUUCCACAAGCGCUACGGCACCAAGAUCAUCCGCCGGCACCGGCCCCACCCCCAGCCGGAGGCACUGGAGCAGGGAAACGACGUCACCUUCCAGGAAUUUGUGUACUACCUGGUGGAUCCCCGCACACAGAGAGAGGAGCCCUUCAACGAGCACUGGGAGCGGAUCCACUCACUGUGCCACCCCUGCCUCAUCCACUACGAUGUGGUGGGGAAGUAUGAGACUCUGGAGCAGGACUCCCGCUCUGUGCUGCGGCUGGCCGGCGCUGACGGGGAGGUCCACUUCCCUACCUCAGGCAAGAGAACCAGGACCAACGGGGACAUGGCAGCUCAGUUCUUCCAAAACGUCAGCCCCUUUUACCAAAAGAAGCUGUACAACCUUUACCGCAUGGACUUCCUGCUCUUCAAUUACUCCAUCCCAGAGUACUUGAAGACUAGAUGA
Messenger RNA from Coregonus sp. 'balchen', 1946 nucleotides. Lineage: Eukaryota; Metazoa; Chordata; Actinopteri; Salmoniformes; Salmonidae. The record is from the annotation of a GenBank genome assembly.